Messenger RNA from Sapajus apella (tufted capuchin), 588 nucleotides. RefSeq names its product meiotic double-stranded break formation protein 4 (gene MEI4). The transcript is spliced from 3 exons. The record is from RefSeq and is a predicted model, not a curated record. Gene Ontology annotation, biological process: homologous chromosome pairing at meiosis; meiotic DNA double-strand break formation; oogenesis. Gene Ontology annotation, cellular component: lateral element. Lineage: Eukaryota; Metazoa; Chordata; Mammalia; Primates; Cebidae. Bases 1 to 588 code for a protein of 195 amino acids.
AUGGGAAACCUGUCUUACCAGUUGGAGGCUCAGGAACCUAAGAGUUCUGAAAGUACAUUAACUUCGAUGGAAGAUUCUGGGUGUGAUUUGUCAAGUGAGCAGAGAACUGAACCUUCAAACCUGUCCCAGCACUUUGUGGAAAGCUGUACCUCUACUCACUUUCCACAACUUCCUCUUGUGAAAAAACCUUGUGCUAUCCUAAAAAAUCCUUUGUCUUCUCACAUGCAAUUCUUGCAAUAUCUACUUGAACUGAAGAAUUUGACAGAAUCAGGUAGUCUUAAAAGAGACUUAACCCGCUUUGAAAAAGACUAUUCCACAGUCUCUGAUUCUGUUUUUCAGUUGCUGGAUGGCCUGAUCACUUUUUACCAUAAUCCCAAACUUCCUUUUUCAAGAUUUUGGACAGAAGCUGUUGGUACUUUAGCUAGCCUGAUCAGUGACAAUAACUUAUCUAAUCAUAUUCUUAAAGAGUGUUCAAAGAAGUUGGAAGAAUUUGAGAAAACUCUGCUACGUGCUAUUUUAGGAAACAAUCAUACAAAUCGGCUGUCCGCAGCUCUUGUUUGUCAUGAUGUCUCCACCUCUGGCUUCUAA